Anopheles maculipalpis is the source of this 1088-nucleotide messenger RNA. Its product is annotated as toll-interacting protein-like. The record is from RefSeq and is a predicted model, not a curated record. Gene Ontology annotation, biological process: ubiquitin-dependent protein catabolic process. Gene Ontology annotation, molecular function: ubiquitin conjugating enzyme binding; ubiquitin binding. The transcript has 4 exons. Lineage: Eukaryota; Metazoa; Arthropoda; Insecta; Diptera; Culicidae. Bases 82 to 897 code for a protein of 271 amino acids. Gene Ontology annotation, cellular component: cytoplasm.
CGAGCCAGUUGUGUUGUGUAUUUUUGUUGAUAGCAAGUCGGAAAAAAGACCCGUGCAAGCGGACUAAACUUUACCCCAACCAUGGAGGAAGUGACCCCACGAUCUAACGAACACUGGAAGCGGGCUUAUCUUGGACCGCUGCCGGAUGAGUUUCUGCGUGUUACGACAGCGCAAGACAUUCAGGAAGUGUCCGAUAGGCAGGCUGCUUUGGCCCUCCAAAGUUACCACAACACGUACACGCCACACAUGGCACCUAACUUUGUCGGCCGGCUAAGCAUCACCAUUGCACAGGCUAAGCUGGUGAAAAACUACGGCAUCACACGCAUGGAUCCGUACGUGCGCCUACGCGUGGGUCACUUUGUUUACGAAACGCAAACUGCACCAAACGGUGGUCGAAAUCCACGCUGGAACCGUGUCAUACACUGUCAGCUUCCAGCCGGCGUCGAGUCGAUUGCGCUCGAAAUCUAUGACGAGUGUAACUUUUCCAUGGACGAAUUGAUAGCGUGGGCCGAAAUUCGUAUCCCACAGUCGGUGUUGCGUGGCGAAACGCACGAAGAUUGGUACCCAUUGAGCGGCAAACAAGGCGAAGGGCUCGAGGGCAGUAUCGAUAUGGUGAUGAGCUUUAAUAACAUGGUCGUCCAGCCGCGCAUGAUACAAACCAAUGCACCGGUCGUGUUGGUACCGAACGUGGCCACCGGCACCCCGAUGCCUGUGUUUGUUGCUCCGAAUCAACCGCAGGUGGCAAGGCCACCACCUCCCGUGCUUUCCGACGACGAUCUAACUCGCAUUCACGAGAUGUUCCCGCAGAUCGAUAAGGAGGUGAUUAAAUCGGUCGCCGUAGCCAACAACCAAGACCGUGACGCAGUCAUCAAUGCCUUGCUGCAGAUGAGCAGUUAGAUUUGGGAAACGAUAAGCAAAGCAUGAUAGCAGAUAAGAUGAUAAUGAUGCUCUUAAGACCGAACGCAUUUGACAGUGCUCCCGUGCACUCGGCAGCUUGGGCAAGUUUAUUAAACCUUCCAAUAAUUUUUGUUGUUUAUGUUAAUAAUUACAAAAGCUUCUAACUGUGUAUUUAAUAAAUGUACGCUAGG